Messenger RNA from Styela clava, 8552 nucleotides. The record is from RefSeq and is a predicted model, not a curated record. Lineage: Eukaryota; Metazoa; Chordata; Ascidiacea; Stolidobranchia; Styelidae.
GACACUCAAUUUAUCGUGUAUAAUUCAGAAAAGGCACAGCCAUGCUCAUCGCCAUUUAUUCCUAAUGGGCAUCCUUCACCGUCCAAACUCAGUUACUCAUCUGGAGAACGAAUUUCAAUCAAAUGCAAUGCCGGUUAUCAACCCAACUCCGACUUAAAAUAUAUAAGAUGCCAGAAUGGAAUUUGGACCCCAAGCUUACCUACUUGCAAAGGCAGAAAUUGCAAAGCCAUGCUCGGCGCCUCUCAUUUCAAAUGGUAAUCCCUUUCCGUCCAAGCGAACUUACUCAACUGGUGAAAGAAUUCGGAUCGAUUGCAAUGUUGGUUACCAACUAAAUUCAAACUUGAUGUAUUCAACGUGUCAAAAUGGACGAUGGACUCCAAACUUACCAGUUUGUAGAAAAAUUGCAAAACCAUGUAAGCCGCCGAAUAUUCUCGAUGGCAUUCCUUUCCCACUCAAACGUACUUACUCAUCCGGAGAACAAAUUUCAAUCAAUUGCAAUGUUGGUUAUCAACUAAAUUCCAACUUGAAAUCUACAACAUGCCAGAAUGGAAUAUGGAAUCCAGAUUUACCAGUUUGCCAAGAAAAGGCACAGCCAUGCUCAUCGCCAUUUAUUCCUAAUGGGCAUCCUUCACCGUCCAAACUCAGUUACUCAUCUGGAGAACGAAUUUCAAUCAAAUGCAAUGCCGGUUAUCAACCCAACUCCGACUUAAAAUAUAUAAGAUGCCAGAAUGGAAUUUGGACCCCAAGCUUACCUACUUGCAAAGAAAUUGCAAAGCCAUGCUCGGCGCCUCUCAUUUCAAAUGGUAAUCCCUUUCCGUCCAAGCGAACUUACUCAACUGGUGAAAGAAUUCGGAUCGAUUGCAAUGUUGGUUACCAACUAAAUUCAAACUUGAUGUAUUCAACGUGUCAAAAUGGACGAUGGACUCCAAACUUACCAGUUUGUAGAAAAAUUGCAAAACCAUGUAAGCCGCCGAAUAUUCUCGAUGGCAUUCCUUUCCCACUCAAACGUACUUACUCAUCCGGAGAACAAAUUUCAAUCAAUUGCAAUGUUGGUUAUCAACUAAAUUCCAACUUGAAAUCUACAACAUGCCAGAAUGGAAUAUGGAAUCCAGAUUUACCAGUUUGCCAAGAAAUUGCAAAACCAUGUAAGCCGCCGAUUAUUCUCGAUGGCAUUCCUUUCCCACUCAAACGUACUUACUCAUCCGGAGAACAAAUUUCAAUCAAUUGCAAUGUUGGUUAUCAACUAAAUUCCAACUUGAAAUCUACAACAUGCCAGAAUGGAAUAUGGAAUCCAGAUUUACCAGUUUGCCAAGAAAAGGCACAGCCAUGCUCAUCGCCAUUUAUUCCUAAUGGGCAUCCUUCACCGUCCAAACUCAGUUACUCAUCUGGAGAACGAAUUUCAAUCAAAUGCAAUGCCGGUUAUCAACCCAACUCCGACUUAAAAUAUAUAAGAUGCCAGAAUGGAAUUUGGACCCCAAGCUUACCUACUUGCAAAGAAAUUGCAAAGCCAUGCUCGGCGCCUCUCAUUUCAAAUGGUAAUCCCUUUCCGUCCAAGCGAACUUACUCAACUGGUGAAAGAAUUCGGAUCGAUUGCAAUGUUGGUUACCAACUAAAUUCAAACUUGAUGUAUUCAACGUGUCAAAAUGGACGAUGGACUCCAAACUUACCAGUUUGUAGAAAAAUUGCAAAACCAUGUAAGCCGCCGAUUAUUCUCGAUGGCAUUCCUUUCCCACUCAAACGUACUUACUCAUCCGGAGAACAAAUUUCAAUCAAUUGCAAUGUUGGUUAUCAACUAAAUUCCAACUUGAAAUCUACAACAUGCCAGAAUGGAAUAUGGAAUCCAGAUUUACCAGUUUGCCAAGAAGUUCCCAAGCAGUGUUCGAUAUUCUUUCCGGACGACAACGGCAGGUACAACCCGGACAAAACAACUUUUACUGCUGGCGAAGAAGUGUUUGUUCGAUGCAGUCCAGGAUAUGCUCCUGAAUCCACAUUAUCAACAUGUAGUGAUGAUGGAAUAUGGAUUCCGAAUUUACCAACAUGCGAAAAACAAUGCACCCAAUUUGCAUUUUUAAAUGGAAAUUAUAGUCCAUCAAAACCUUUGUAUAUUUCUGGAGAUGAAAUAUCGUUUAAAUGCAACCUCGGACAUAGACUUAAUCCUCAAACUGUUCAGUCAUCUGUUUGUCGAGCGGGAAAAUGGACUCCUAACAUACCAUUUUGCAAAAGUACGGAGGCGAUUGAAGGCAUUUGGACUGAUUUUGGAUCGUGGUCAGCAUGUGACGUAACGUGCGGCGGUGGAAUUUCGAUACGUGAAAGAAGUUGUCAACGGGAGCAUUUUUCUCCAACUUGUCUUGGGCCUCAGACCGAACAGCGAGAAUGUAAUGCUGAUAAAUGCCCUGAAUGCUCUGCGCCAGUUUUGAAUUUUGGAGUCAUUGUACCAAAAAGACAAAUUUAUGCUGAAGAAGAAGAAAUAAAAAUAGAAUGCCGGAGUGGAUAUAUUUUGAUUCCGUCUAUCUCUACUUCUGUUUGUCAACCUGACACGAGUUGGGAACCAAGUAUACCUCGCUGUGAACGUACAUGCAGUCCGUUUAUAUCGAUCCGAAAUGGUCGGCAUAGUCCUAAGAGAAAUGUAUAUUCUUCGGGAAAUAAAAUAUCGUUUACCUGCAACGUAGGUCGUAAAUUACACCCACCUGUUCCGACAUCUAUCUGUCGUGAUGGAAAAUGGUUUCCUAAUAUUCCUGAAUGUCGAAAUACCGAAACAAUUUUGACAAAAUUUGGACCUUGGUCGAUAUGUUCCGCAACAUGUAAUGGCGGAGUUGAAAUACGUAGAAGGCAAUGUCGACAUGGGCAGUUUUCUCCGCCAUGUUCCGGCUCCGAAACAGAAGAAAGAGAAUGCAAUACUCAAGAAUGUCCUGAGUGUUUUGCUCCAUUCAUAAAUGAUGCAAAUAUAACACCUAAUAAACAAGUUUACGCUGAAGGUGAAGAGAUUAAAAUUGAAUGUCGAUCAGGGUACAGCGCUGUUCCACCAGUUUUAUUUUCCAUUUGCCAGAAUGGCGAUAAGUGGAAACCAGACAUACCAAGUUGUGAGCCUACACUAGGGGUUUGGAGUGACUUUGGUGAUUGGUCAGACUGCGAUGUUACGUGUGACGAUGGAACACAAACUCGCGAGCGUCUGUGCAAAAAUGCUCUUUCGAAUACAAUGAACUGUCCAGGAGGAUCGGAAGCAGCAAUAGAGCGAAGACCGUGUAAUCUUCGACCAUGCUGGAAUUGUUUAGCACCAAAAUUUGACGCAGGAAGCAUAAUGCCAUAUAAGCUUCGGUACAUUGAAAACGACACAAUUCAAUUCGAAUGUAAAACCGGAUACGUUCUCGUCCCGUCUAUUUCGUAUUCUAUAUGCCAGAAUAUUGGCGACUGGAAACCAAGUAUUCCUAAAUGUGAAAGACAAUGUGACAGACAAUUUUCUAUCACCAACGGAGAAUAUACUCGUAUUUCUGAAAACAGAAUUUCAUUUAGAUGUAAUGAUGGGUAUAAAUUGAAUCCUCCUGCCAAUUUUUCUACGUGCAAUGCAGGAUUAUGGUACCCUGAUAUUCCCACCUGUCAAGAAAAAGAUUCAAAGUGGACCGACUUUGGCCCUUGGUCAAAAUGUGACGUAACAUGCAGUGGUGGAAUCGAGAUUCGUAGAAGGCAAUGUCGAUAUGAACCUUGUUCAGGCCCUGACACACAGGAGAGGGAAUGUAAUACUCGAGAAUGUCCCGAAUGUUUAGCGCCAUUAAUAAACGAUGCAGAUAUCAAACCAGAUAGGCAAUUUUACGCAGAAAAUGAUAAAAUUGAAAUUGAAUGCCGAUCAGGAAAUACUAUGAUUCCAUCGAUUGGGUUUUCUAUUUGUCAGAAUGAUGGAAACUGGAAACCAAAUUUACCGAAGUGUGAACACAUUGAGGACGAGUGCAAAGAUGCACAAACUUGGUGUUCUGCUGUUGUAGCUGGUAUACCUGAUAUUUGUGACUCAGACUCAGAACUGGUGAAAACAUGUCCGAAAUCAUGCAAACGCUGCAAACUGACCACCACCACCACCACCACAGAAGGCAUAUGGAGCGAUUUCAAUUAUUGGUCAAAAUGUGAUGUUUCCUGUGGGGGAGGAAGACAGAGGAGAACUCGAAUAUGUCAAGGAAUUCCGGGUUCCUGUAAAGGAGAAUCAUUUGAAGAAAGAUCGUGCAAUGUUAGAAAAUGCCCUGAGUGGAAAGAUUGGACAAAAUGGAGUGAAUGUUCCGUAACAUGUGGGGAUGGUGAACAAACGCGUUCUCGGAAAUGCACUAUUGCCAGAAAAUGUGAAGGACCAAAUGAUGAAUAUAUACACUGCAAUUUGGAGACUUGUAAAACAUCUGGCGGUGGUUUCUUAUGGUCAAAUCGAAAGAAAGAACCUCGAGAUUGUAAAUGGCGGGCUUGGCAAGGUAGAAAGUGCACUAGAAGAAUUGACGGAAAACUUCGAAUCAAACAGACGCGUAGAAAACUUGAUGCGUUAAGGGGUGGAAAAGCGUGUGUUGGACCCGCUGAGAGAGAGUUGGAAUGUUCUGAAGCUCAACAUGUUGUGUCGACAUUUAUGGCAACCUUUGGGGAAUUUGGAAUAAGAAAGAGAUCUCGAAAACCAAAUACUCCCUUGUGCUCCACUCCUUAUCGAGAUAGCAAAGGAAGCAUAAGAAUGAUCGGCAGAAAAUGUGAUUCAUCGGGUAGAAAGAAACGACAGAUAUCCGAAGAAUUUCAAGAAAAAUAUGAAUAUGAAGCAGAAGUAAUAGAUGAAGUAACUGAAGAAAUCGAUUACGAGUACGAAGACGAUGGAUUACGAUACCGUGACGUUAUCUUUGUUAUCGAUGAGAGCGCGAGCAUUCAAAGAAAAUUUUUUGAGAAGGAAGUGCAACUGGCUUCGACAUUAAUUACUAAGUUAUGUCAGGAUAUAACCGUUGGAAAAGAUAAAACACGAGUUGCUUUGAUGUCGUUCGAUAAAGAAAAUCACUUGCACAUAACAUUUGAUCAACACUUUGAAAGAAGCUCACUUUUAGACGAGAUGUCGCGAAUCCAAUAUAAUGAAACUACUCACGGGGCCACAUGUCUGAUCAGUGCUCUAGAUUAUGCAGAUACAAAGAUGUUUACCGCUGCAGCAGGAUCGAGACCACCGUCGAUAGGAGUAGAACGGCUUGUAAUUUUGAUUACUGACGGGUGCGCCAAUUGCGGGGACAAAUCAGGAGUUACCGAAAAACUGAACGAAAUUUAUCAACAACUUUCUGAUAAUCAUAUAUCAAUUUUCUCCUUUGUUAUUGGAAGCAAUAAUGAAUGUAUCGAAAAUUUGUCGGCUUUAGCAGAUGGUAAUCAUUGCUACAAUACGUUCAAGUUAUCAACGUGGCGUGAACUCGAUGAAGCGAUCAAAUCGAUAGAGGAACACGAAUGCAUCGAAGAAUGGUCGGUGUUGCCAGAAUCUUGUGAAUAGAUUUGUGUCAAUAAAUAAAUAACAAUAGAAUUGUGAUGUUUGUGUUGUAGAUGAACAAAUAGGGCUAAAUUGGUCGAGUUAAUUUCCGGACGACAAAUGCUAUUAUAAAGACCCUUCGAGCAAUUUCAGAAGAACAGAAUAUUAGUGGGUUAGGUUAUCGACUGUUGAAAUACAUCUCGAUUUUGCACGAAACCUAUAAUCCUAUUUACGUUAAUCAAACUUUAACUUUUCAUAGUCUGUCAAAUGAACUAAAAUCUCGGUAUGUUGAAGGCAACAAGAAUAACUAACAUAGCCUACCGAUUGAAGAUAACGUUCCGCUUGGCGGUGAAUGCGCGUUUCUCUCGUAUCAUCGUCGAAAUACAUGUUGUAUGGGAAUCCGAAUGAAAGGCACCAUGUGCAUGUGUUUAUUUAGUGUCAUCGGCGCCUUGAUGAGAACGCGCACUUGACGAAGAGUAAAGUAGGCCACCUAUGCGUCGAGUUUGUGCAGCGUAUCACGAUGAAAAUAAUUGUUGCAAGUUUCCCGAAAUGUGGGACAAAGACUUUACGCGAUUGUCUGAGAAUUUUGGGUUACGUUGUGUACGAUUUCGAUGAGAAUUUUACGUAUCUCGGUGAAGAAUGGACUAAAGUUUUUGAAAACGGCCCUUCUGUUCGGAUUUUCAAAGAAAUGUAUGGAGAUGUCGAUGCCGUUAGUGAUAUUCCAGCGAGUGCAUGCUGGAGGUCGUUACAUGAAUCUUUCCCAGAGGCAAAGAUUAUCCUCACAACUAGAAAAAACGAAGAAGAUUGGUUACAAUCAUGGCUAGCUCAUGUCGAUGCGAUUCACAAAUCCAAGAUGAACUUCGCAAAUCUAUACUUCACUCCAACAGGACUAAAAUUUCUACAAUUUGAGAAAAAAUCUGGUGAAUUAGCUUUUUCAAGCAUGCCAAAGUCAAAGUAUUUUGAUCACGAUGCGGAGGCAUUGAAACAGGCAUACAGAAUGCACAAUAUUGCAGUGAAACAGGUACGCCAAUUGCGGGGACAAAUCAGGAAUUACCGAAAGACGAAAUUUCUCAACAACUUUCUGAUAAUUCGAUAUCUACUUAUCAUUUGUGAUUGGAAGCAAAAUUAUUGUUGUUUUCGCUACACAAUAAUAUUUUGAGUUUUAUGUCGAUUUUGCUUUUAAGAAAGAUUUCCCACAAUUUGAAAGAUUAUUCGGUCAAAUUUUGCAAGGGUAAUGCCGGAGACUAUGAAUAUACACAUCUUAAUUUAAAAAAAAUAACACUAUAAGUGCUUAGAGAAGUAAAAAAAAAAUUGAAAAACAAUGAAUUGUACCAAAUAAUCAUUGUAAUUUACAGAAAAGAUCAAUGACUAAACUAAUCUAUCUAAUCAAUUUGAUUAUAGCAGAUGGCAGUCAUUGCUACCAUACGUUCAAAUUAUCGACGUGGCGUAAACUUGAUAAUGCGAUCAAAUUGAUAGAAGAAGACGAAUGCAUGGAAAAAUUGGUCGAAUGCGGAAUCUCGUGAAAAGAUUUGUGUUAAAAAUUAAAAAAAAAAAAAUGUAUUGUGAUAGAUGUAGCGAAUAAGUCUAAAUUCGUCGAGUUAAGAUCUAAACGAACAAAUGUUAUUUCAAAGACAUUUUAGGCAAUCUCAAACGAAUAGAAUAUUAGAGUGAUAUAUUAUUGAUUGUUAGAUAUACAUCUUUAAAAAAAAAUUGCGGCCUCAUGCACUUUUCCGCAGAUCUAUUCCGUUGAGCUCGUGCUCUGCGAGCGGCAUGACGUUUCACUUGUCCGUAAAUUCAAGCGUAGCUUUUUUGUCUUCGUCGAAAUACAUGUUUCAUAAGAUUCCGAAUCAAGAGCACCAGUUAAUGCACAUGUUUAUUUAAUGUCAUCGACGCGUUCACGAGAACGAGCACUCGACAAACAGUGAAGUAGGCCACCUUUGCGGCGAGGGUAACAUCAAGAUAGGUAACCUUCAUUCUACAAUUUGUUUUUUGGAGUACUUGCAAUUAUCGUACUUUCUCAUGUCAGUUUGUACAGCCUAUCACGAUGAAAAUAAUUGUUGCAAGUUUUCCAAAAUGUGGGACAAAGACUUUACGCGAUUGUCUGAGAAUUUUGGGUUACAUUGUGUACGAUUUUGAUGAGAACUUUACUUUCCUUGGAGAAGAAUGGGCGAAAGUUUUUAAAAAUGGACCUUCUGUUCGGAUGUUUAAAGAAAUGUAUGAAAGAGUCGAUGCCGUUAGUGAUAUUCCCGCCAGUACAUUCUGGAGAACAUUACAUAAAGCUUUUCCAGAGGCAAAGAUUGUUCUCACCACUAGAAGAAACGAAGAAGAGUGGUUACAGUCAUGGCUAGCUCAAGUCGAUGCGAUUCACAAAUCUAAAAUGUCAUUCGCAAAUUUUCAUUUCACUCCGACAGGACGAAAAUUCCUACAAUUUAUGAAAAAAUCUGGUAACGGUGAAUCGGCCUUUUCAAGAAUGCCAAAGUCAAUGUAUUUUAUUCAGGAUGCGGAAGCAUUGAAACGGGAAUACAGAAUGCACAAUAGUGCAGUAAAACAGGAGAUCCCGAAAGACAAACUACUUAUUUUUAAGUUUUCCGACGGCUGGGAACCACUCUGUAAGUUUUUAGAAAAAGAUAUUCCUGAUGUACCGUUUCCUCAUUCUAACAAAGGGGCUGCGGUACGAGAGAGACAUAUUGCCCCAAUGGUUUUUAGUAAAAUGGACCACGAAUUAUCUUGUGUUGCUGCUUGUUUGGCUAUAUUAAUAGGUAUUCUUCUCUAUUUGUCCAUUCAAGUCAUCUGCUGAUCACGCUAUAUUAAAUGAUUAGUAGUUGACAUGAUACAUCACGAAAAGAAACAGUUGUUUGAUUAAAAAUACUUUAUCCAAUAUAUUAAUUAUCCUAGUGUGUAUUUAUUGUAGUAGCAAGGAGUUAAUGGUUUUUCCUCCAUGAAACGUGCCAAUGAUGUUGGGAUGUGUAUGGAUGUUUAAAAAUAAUCUCUCGUCUUGAAAUUGAAAUGAUCAAAUAAGAGAUUUCUAUGAAGGAUGAUGAUCGCUAUUGUACUACUGUUCUGUACUGUCGUUUGGCUUUUAUGUCCAUAUAUUUAAGCA